Messenger RNA from Parastagonospora nodorum SN15, 687 nucleotides. RefSeq lists its product as hypothetical. The coding region runs from base 1 to 687 and encodes 228 amino acids. The transcript has 2 exons. NCBI's taxonomy places the organism in Eukaryota, Fungi, Ascomycota, Dothideomycetes, Pleosporales, Phaeosphaeriaceae. Gene Ontology annotation, molecular function: catalytic activity. The record is from RefSeq and is a predicted model, not a curated record.
AUGUCUGAACAUGUGGAAACGUCGUCACCGGCGACUAUAGUCUCAGCUCUUCUAAAGACUAUCGAGCAUUUCAUCAUACCACUUACACGCAAAGGCGUCUCAUCAGGCUCCAAGCUGUUCGGGGCCGCAAUUCUCGCAAGACAUGACGUAAAGCCGCUAACAGUUGCCACAAACAACGAGCGUGUUUCACCCCUCUUUCAUGGCGAGAUCGCGUGCAUCCAGCAAUUUUUCACCAUCGACUAUCCCGAUUCAACAACAAGACCGGACCCAGGUAGAGACUGCAUUUUCCUCGCCACCCAUGAGCCAUGUAGUCUGUGCCUGAGUGGCAUCACGUGGUCAGGCUUCACCGAAUUUUACUAUCUCUUCACUUAUGAGGACAGUCGGGAUCUGUUCUCCAUUCCAUACGACAUCGACAUCCUGGAACAGGUUUUCCGCGUGCAAGGCGAGGAAACGGACGACCAAAUGAGAAAAAGGCCGCUGUACAAUCGAAAGAACAAGUUCUUCACUGCCAAGUCAUUGCUGGAUGUGAUAGAGGAGAUCAAAGAGGAGAAGCAGCGCAGUAAUUUGGUGGCCGAAGUAAACAGAGUGAAAGCUUUGUAUAAUGCAUUGAGCCGGACGUAUCAGACUGGAAAGGAAGCUGGAUGCAUUGCGCAUCAUACGAGUUUACCAAAAUAUGAGACGAUUUGA